CAUGUAUCUCACAGUUUGUCGUUCAGUCAGUGCCACUGCCAGGCUGCACGCACACAUCAAACACAGCAUGGCAUACAGUGCGAAGAUAGGUCCUUCCAUCCUGAGUAGCGACCUGUCUUGCUUGGGCAGCGAGUGCGUGCGGAUGAUGGAGUGCGGGGCGGACUAUCUGCACCUGGACGUCAUGGACGGGCAUUUUGUCCCCAACAUCACAUUUGGUCACCCCAUGGUGGAGUGCCUUAGGAAAUCCGUGGGCCAAGACCCUUUUUUCGACAUGCACAUGAUGGUGUCCCGGCCGGAGCAGUGGGUGAAGCCCAUGGCUGCAGCAGGAGCCAGCCAGUACACCUUCCACCUGGAGUCCACAACCAACCCAGGAAACCUCAUCAAGGAGAUCAGAGAAAGCAGAAUGAAGGUGGGGUUGGCCAUAAAACCCGGCACUACAGUUGAAGAAUUGGCGCCCUGGGCCAACCAGAUCGACAUGGCGCUGGUCAUGACUGUAGAGCCCGGUUUUGGAGGACAGAAGUUCAUGGAUGACAUGAUGUCGAAGGUCAGCUGGCUGCGCAGUCAGUUCCCGUCAUUAGACAUCGAGGUGGACGGGGGGGUCGGUCCAGACACCAUUCACAAGUGCGCUGAGGCGGGGGCGAACAUGAUCGUGUCGGGCAGCGCCGUGAUCGGCAGCGACGACCCGCGCUCCGUCAUCGCGCUCCUGCGCACUGCGGUGGCCGAGGCGAUCCAGAAGCGCUCGCUGGACCGCUGACACGUCCAGACCGGAAAGGCCGUGGCGUGGACUCGUCGGGGGCGGUAGAAGCCGAGCAUUCGGCUGGAGGAGCAGAAUUGUGCCUGUUUGGACUCGAUUGGAUAAAAGAUGAAGCUCAAACCUCUGAGUCUCAUCUCGGCGCCGGAUCGCGGAUCAUGAAAUUCAAGAUCGGAGCAAAGUUUAUGCUGGAAAAAAAACUGCAGCAACAUUCCAGAAAAACAAUCCUGUGAUGUUUCAAUCAUUCAUGGAAACUUACCCAGUUUACUGUAAAAGUUUUACAGUUUUUCUUCCAUUAAAAUCUUGUUUAAAAGAUAAAUGGUUUUGGUAAAA
Molecule: messenger RNA, 1084 nt
Organism: Oryzias melastigma (Indian medaka)
Lineage: Eukaryota; Metazoa; Chordata; Actinopteri; Beloniformes; Adrianichthyidae
Gene: rpe
Product: ribulose-5-phosphate-3-epimerase
Exons: 6
Coding region: 2-754 (250 amino acids)
Biological process (GO): pentose-phosphate shunt, non-oxidative branch; carbohydrate metabolic process; pentose-phosphate shunt
Cellular component (GO): cytosol
Molecular function (GO): D-ribulose-phosphate 3-epimerase activity; metal ion binding
Source: RefSeq, a predicted model, not a curated record